This is a messenger RNA of Sclerotinia trifoliorum, 2064 nucleotides long. The record is from the annotation of a GenBank genome assembly. NCBI's taxonomy places the organism in Eukaryota, Fungi, Ascomycota, Leotiomycetes, Helotiales, Sclerotiniaceae.
GUAUGGUUAAUAACCAAAAUUUCACGACCGCCAAUUCAGCGCUUGCCGAUUGUCGACCGCGGUUGUUUUGUACUUGUCCUUCACUAACGAUAUUUUUCACUGAAGAAUUGCUUUGGUAGGAUAGUUGGUAGUCUGCAUUGUCUGUUUGAUUUCAUAAAUUUUGCUUGCCUGUACCAAGAUCCAGUGAUUUAUCGGUCAAAACGGCCUAUAAUUGAAAGUGCUGCAAUUGCGCAGCGUGGACAAAUUUAUCUGACCAAUGUGGGUAAUCUUUGUUAUGGUUUACUAAGAGCCGUAUAUAGUGAGCUAGGUCUCCUAUUCCUCAAGCAAUUGAUAGUGAAGCUAAAUUAUCUAUCUGCUGAGGUUGAAAGUUAGUACUGCGGAAUUCCUCAUUUCAUAAGCUUUCCCUUUCUUCACUCAUUUGAACACCCUUUUGCAUUGUCCCCACUAAGUAGUGGCAAAUACUAAUAUCACGCCUUCAACAUGUCCGGACGUGGAGCAUGGAGACCGAUGAGUAAGUCUUCACUGUUUGCUGUAAGCCACCGGCUAACUUAGUUUAUGUAGACCCGAAGAACAUUACUGUUCGAGCUUCGGUAUGGAUAAUCGGAGCUAUUCCAUUUUUUACCUUUUCAGGUAAGCACAAUCGUGUUUUCCUGGCCCGACGUGUUAAUAUAUGUGCCUGAGCUGACUUAUUGAUUCUUAGCCAUGUCGAUCGCCGGAUCUGCGGCGACAACGCCAGGAAUGGAGAAUAUCUUCAUCGGGCAGAUUGCUAAGGUUGGCACCGAUGGAUCUAAAAUUGGUGGAUUGAGGUUUGGCUAUAUGGGUUUGUGGAGACGUAUCCCAGCUGUGCGAAACGCUCACUAACAAGCUACCAGGUCUCUGUGCCUAUGUGGGAGUGGAAGGAAAUAACGGAGAUACAUUCAAGAAUACAAACGGCUUUCAAUGUAUAGGCAAACAGUAUGAGCAGUCACCCGAUGAAAUUGCCGCAACACUACAUGUCGAUGCAAAUAUCGUACAAUUAGGACAAAAAUUGCAGAACGACAUAUCCAUUUUCAUGCCUAUGGUGGCUUUGGCCCUGUUUCUAUUAGGAUUCCUCGUUGACACCUUUGCAUGGCUCUUUGCAGGUCUAGGAAAACCUGUUGGGAAGGCUGGUAUGAUAGCCAUGCCAUUUUUAUGGGCAGCUGUUGCCACCAGUCUUGGUGCAGCAUAUACCCUCACUGUUUCCGUCAAUGCAAUCAAUACGGUACUAGGAGAUGCGGCCGUAGGAUGUUCUGCAAAUGUACAAAUCGAGCAGGGCAAAACACUGGAGGGACUUCAAUGGGCUGCAUUCGCCUUUGCUCUUCUCUUCGCAUUCGGUAUCUACAUGGUUACUAGAGAUACUAUGUAUGGAUUUAACAUUGCUCCUCGCGCUAGAUCUCGUGGAAGAAGAAUGGAAGAUACGUAUCCCGAUGUGUACUCCGAAGGGGAGCGAUCACUAAGUUACGAGAGAUAGGAGAGCAAUGAGGUACCAACCCAUGUAUAAAUUAAAACCCCGGUGUUACUGGGAUGACGAGCCGCCGCAUGUUAUAAGGGGUAUAUGGGCGCGUGGCGUGACGCUUAUGAGGUGUAUGGAUGUUUCUGUUUGGGCAGAUUUUUUUAUGUUAUGCUUUUCUACUUCUGCUAGUCAGCUAGAGCAAUAUGAUUUAAUUUGCGUGUGCUAUUUUUUCUUUCGGAUAGUCCUCUUUCACAUUCAACAGUUAAUGCGCUUCUAUGACUGUAUAUGAAUUAAGCGGUUCAUUCAUAGUUUGAAUAACCCUAUUGUAUAAUUGGAUAGAAUCAUAAACACACAGAACCGUCUGAAUAGCUAUAUCAUUGCCUCAAAUACAGUCCCCAAGAUCAAAGUCAAACCCCAACAAGGGUGUCCAUUUGCUCGUGUAUACCAAGUAGCAACAAUGCUUCAUGACACCCCAUUAACAAGCCUUGUCACCCGCGAUGAAUUCACCUUUACCAUCAAGUCAUGCUGUAUGGCCGAAGGUCGCCAGCCAAUGAAAAUUGUAUGCAGAGGAACCCGAAAUGCCGCCAUGAAGA